AUGCCGUUGCCACAAAGUGCUCCAGCUCUCUCAACACUGCCUGUUGAAAUUCUAUACCGAAUACUCAUUUAUUUGGACACAGAAACAAUUCUUCUCUCUGUCCGCUAUGUGGCGAAAACAUUCUACUUGAUUUCCAACAGUUUCAAUCAUUAUCAUAUCGAUUUUAGUGCUCUAUCCAAAAGAAAUUUCGAUAUCAUAUGUCGUCUGAUCUAUCCCGAGAACGUCGUUUCCAUCAUUCUCUCGGAUGAAGAUACAACGCCAGGCCAGAUCGAUCUAUUUCUUACUCGCUUUCGAAUUCAUUAUUUUCCUCAUCUUCGCUCAUUAACAUUCCGUUCUAUCGAUUGGACCGAUCUUCAUGGUAUUCUCACCGAUAUAUUUCCCUGUUCAUUGAUUUCGUUUUCUAUCCAUUCACAAGGUAAACAAAGCAAGUCAACGCUUUGCCUUCUCUCACAACGACUCAAUCAAUCUAAUCUGCAAUCGUUCUCACUCAAUACAUAUGCGCAUCAAAUCGAAGGAAUAUUCAAGAAUAUUACUGAAUCUUCUCUCACUCAUCUCACAGUUGGAACUAUCACAUUCAAUGAAUAUCAAAUUAUCCUUCGAUAUUGUCCGCAAUUGCGAACAUUAAGAAUAGAUGAUUGUUGGAUAAGUGAUACAGAUCGAUGUUUUCCUACUAAAUCCUAUCGACAAUUGACAUCGCUGACACUACAAGACACCAAUCGAUCCAUUGAACAGCUCGAACAUUUUCUGUCACUGUCACCAUCAAUUAUUGAACUAAAGAUCAUCAAUUCUCUAUCAACGCCGAAUUCCUUGAUCGAUGGAUCAAAAUGGAAAAUGUUGAUCAAAGCAAAACUUCUAUCACUUCGUUUGUUUCACUUUGUAUUCUACCAGGUACAUCUCCGUAUCUAUCAAUGUGAUGCUGAUGUUGAAGUCUUGAUUCAACCAUUCCGUUCAUCAUUUUGGCUGGAAGAUAAACAAUGGUUUGUUAAAUGUCAAUCGAUCAAAAGUUUGCACAAAGUCAAACUCUUUACUGUACCGUUUCCUUCCACCUCAUACGAAUACAAUUGUGAUCCCGAUCCGAUUCUCUUAUCGACCACUCCGAGAAAAUUCAAUCAUUCAACUAUCAUGAAACAUGUUCGAUGUCUCUCGAUAAAUUUAUCGGAAAUAAAAACAAAACUGAACCUAAGAAAAGAAGAUUUCUUUUUCGCUAAUGUUACUGAAUUAAAACUGAGCAUUCGUGGAGAAUGGCCCACUGACUCGACACAUUUUAUUUCGAUGUUAAUCAAUGUUUCACAACUUCAGGAUUUAUCUUUUCAAAGCGAUUUUAACCAAAAGACAGCCGCAAAUGUUGUCGAUAGUUUAACGAAAUUUAUUCAACGAAUUUCUCAUCUACGCUCUCUCAGUGUCCUACCAUUAGAUAUUAAUGGACAAUAUCAUGUAGAUAUGGCAAAUCUUUCUUCUAUUGUCCCACUAUCCGUCGAACACUUGACUCUAAAAAUCGAAAAAUUAGAACAUAUGAUUCUUUUAAUUAAAAAUUUGGAUCAUUUAUCCAGUGUAUCAUUCAAUUACCCGCAUGAUCGAAAGAUUAUCACGGAUGAAAUGAUCGAGUGGUUAAGCAACAGCGGGCGAGAUUUCAGUCAUUUAGAAAGAGAAUAUUCACUUCAUUUCUGGCUCAAUUAUCAUCGAUGUUCACAUUUCGGCAAUCCCGAUCACUAA
Adineta ricciae is the source of this 1713-nucleotide messenger RNA. The record is from the annotation of a GenBank genome assembly. NCBI's taxonomy places the organism in Eukaryota, Metazoa, Rotifera, Eurotatoria, Adinetida, Adinetidae.